CUCCCCGACCGUCGCCGCGGGGCCCGGGACUCGCUCACUCCUCCCUCCUUCCCACCCGGGCUAGGGCGGCGGCGGCGGCAGCGGGGGCGGCAGAGACCAUCACGGGAGGAGGCAGCUGCGGCGGGGCUGGCCCAAACACGCAGCCGACUGCCAUCCAUCCCUUUUAGUCUUGAUUCAGCCUUUUAAAGGGGUUUAGAGUGGCAAUGUGACACACAAACCAUUCUUCAUUAUGAAAGAAUCCUAAUGCAGCGGGUUAGCUGGUGGUGAGCAGAAGCUUGGGGCCAACCUGGUAGGCUCCCCAAGGAAACCCUUUGAAACCAAUGGAUGCAUUCACGGGCUCGAGUCUCAAAAGGAAGUUUGAUGAUGUGGAUGUGGGCUCAUCAGUUUCCAACUCAGAUGAUGAGAUCUCCAGCAGUGACAGUGCUGACAGCUGUGACAGCCUCAAUCCUCCUACAACUGCCAGCUUCACACCCACAUCCAUCCUGAAGCGGCAGAAGCAGCUACGGAGGAAGAAUGUCCGCUUUGACCAGGUGACGGUAUACUACUUUGCCAGGCGCCAGGGUUUCACCAGUGUGCCCAGCCAGGGUGGUAGCUCUCUGGGCAUGGCCCAGCGCCACAACUCUGUACGCAGCUAUACACUCUGUGAGUUUGCACAAGAGCAGGAGGUGAACCAUCGAGAGAUUCUUCGUGAGCAUCUGAAGGAAGAGAAACUCCAUGCCAAGAAAAUGAAGYUGACCAAGAAUGGGACCGUGGAGUCGGUAGAGGCUGAUGGCUUGACACUGGAUGAUGUUUCAGAUGAAGACAUUGAUGUGGAAAAUGUGGAGGUGGAUGAUUACUUCUUCCUGCAGCCUCUUCCCACCAAAAGGCGACGGGCCCUGCUUAGGGCUUCUGGGGUUCACCGCAUUGAUGCUGARGAGAAGCAAGAACUUCGAGCCAUCCGCCUAUCUCGGGAAGAAUGUGGUUGUGACUGUCGACUAUAUUGUGACCCAGAAGCAUGUGCCUGUAGCCAGGCUGGGAUUAAAUGCCAGGUGGAUCGCAUGUCCUUUCCGUGUGGCUGCUCCAGGGAUGGCUGUGGGAACAUGGCUGGGCGCAUUGAAUUUAAUCCAAUCCGAGUYCGGACUCAUUACCUCCAUACCAUCAUGAAGCUGGAGCUAGAGAGCAAGCGGCAGGUGAGCCGCCCGGCAGCCCCAGAGGAGGAGCCCUCACCCACUGCCAGUUGCAGCCUGACAGGAGCCCAGGGCUCCGAGACACAGGACUUCCAAGAGUUCAUCGCGGAGAAUGAAACAGCAGUGAUGCACCUGCAGAGCGCAGAGGAACUGGAGCGGCUCAAGGCCGAGGAAGACUCUAGCGGCUCCAGCGCCAGCCUGGACUCGAGCAUUGAGAGCCUGGGUGUGUGCAUCCUGGAGGAGCCCCUGGCUGUUCCUGAAGAGCUGUGCCCAGGUCUCUCAGCCCCCAUUCUCAUUCAGGCUCAGCUGCCCCCAGGCUCCUCUGUCCUGUGUUUUGCUGAGAACUCAGACCACCCGUCUGCUUCCACGGUGAACAACCCAUCCUACUUGAACAGCGGGCCCCUGGUCUACUACCAGGUGGAGCAGAGGCCAGUCUUGGGAGUGAAAGGAGAGCCUGGUACAGAAGAAGGCACAGCUUCUUUCCCCAAGGAGAAGGAUCUGAAUGUCUUCUCUCUCCCUGUUACCUCACUGGUGGCUUGCAGCCCCGCAGACCCAGAUGCCCUCUGUAAAUCAGAGGUGGGGAAAACACCCACUCUAGAAGCGCUAUUGCCCGAAGAUUGUAACUCUGAGGAGCCUGAGAAUGAAGACUUCCGCUCCUCUUGGUCCCCCUCAAGCCUCCCUUUCCACACGGACACUGAAGAAGGCUGUGGGGUGGAGAAGACCUCCCAGCAGAAUGAGGACCGACCCCCUGAAGAGUCUGCCCUAGAACUCCCUCUAGCAGUGUGAAGUGGGGGUGGAGAUACUGCCUCGCACCCAUUCUCUAUUUAUUCCCUUAUUUUAUCUAAUGCCAUUUCAAAACAAAACUGUAGAAGCAGCUGCUGCUCCCAUGUUAUUUUAUUGGGGUCGAUGGGAAAUGGGUGGGAAAGGAUUGUUUGUACAAGUAUUUUUUGAAAGGGAAACAGUACCAAGGAAACCAGCCCCAGCUUGAUGUGGGGAUAGGUUAGAGGAAGCUGCACAGUGCUGAACACUGAGCUUUCUGGGCCAUUGGAACAAAGCCGUAGGACCUCACAGGAGGAUCUGGGUAAUUCAAGCAGCUAUUUAUGUAGGGACCAGAACACGAGACUCUGUACACAGGGCAAAAAGUCCCUGCUCUCCUGGGCUCCAGGCAGAGUGAAAGCUUAUUUCUCAGUGGUUGCUCUGAUACCCAUUUUGGUAUAUCCAAUCAUACUAUUGGAAAGGCCACCUGGUUGGAUCUAGUGAGGAGAGGCAGAAAGGUCUCUGUUUCUGUACAAAACCUCCAGGAUUUCUAAAAAUUUACCAUACCUUCCCCCGAUCCCCUAUUUGAUAAAUAAGUUAAUAUUUGACAUGUUUGGUGUUCCCUGACCUGCUCCCCAUACUGGGGAUUCUUGGUCUGUAACUUGAAUUGUUUCUUUCACAUGUUCUUAGAUACUAGA
Urocitellus parryii (Arctic ground squirrel) is the source of this 2620-nucleotide messenger RNA. It is a transcript of the gene Csrnp2, whose product is annotated as cysteine and serine rich nuclear protein 2. NCBI's taxonomy places the organism in Eukaryota, Metazoa, Chordata, Mammalia, Rodentia, Sciuridae. The record is from RefSeq and is a predicted model, not a curated record. Gene Ontology annotation, molecular function: sequence-specific DNA binding; DNA-binding transcription factor activity, RNA polymerase II-specific. Gene Ontology annotation, cellular component: nucleus. Gene Ontology annotation, biological process: regulation of transcription by RNA polymerase II.